This is a messenger RNA of Colletotrichum phormii, 1568 nucleotides long. Its product is annotated as flavin-containing amine oxidoreductase. The coding region runs from base 171 to 1568 and encodes 465 amino acids. The record is from RefSeq and is a predicted model, not a curated record. Gene Ontology annotation, molecular function: oxidoreductase activity. NCBI's taxonomy places the organism in Eukaryota, Fungi, Ascomycota, Sordariomycetes, Glomerellales, Glomerellaceae. The transcript has a single exon.
CCAAGCAAUUAUCGGACGAGUACUUGAGUACAGACGAAAGACGAAGCAGGUGAAUAAUUAAGCAUUCCGCCGGCGAAUCUCCAAAACUCUCUUCUCUCUGAAACAAAUUGAGGACUUUGGGGUCGUCACAAAGAUUGUUCAGCCUGAUCUCACAGCAAUAACGCGCAACAAUGGGCGAACCUGCGGCGGAGGACACUCCGGACACCACGCCUACAUACGAUUGCGUGGUGAUUGGCGCCGGAUACUCCGGUCUCGCGGCGGCACGGCUCCUGAAAGACUCUGGAAAGAAGGUCCUCGUCCUCGAGGCGCGAGAUCGCGUCGGUGGACGCGCAAAGACAAUGCCGCUCGACAAUGGCGACUACUGGGAUGUCGGGGCAUCUUUCCUCGGCCACAAACAAGAUCUCAUGUACGGCCUGGCAAAGGAGUUCGACGUACCAUUGUUCAAACCACCCAACCAAGGCAAGAUCGUCUUGGCCUACCGCGGCAAGGCACGAAGCUAUGGUGGCCUGAUCCCGCCGAUGAAGCCCUGGGAGGUUUUGGACAUCGGUCUCUUCGUCCGCCGAUUCGAGAAGUUGUGUGAGACAGUCAACAUGGAAGAGCCAUGGCAGACACCCAACGCGGAGGAGCUCGAUCGCGUGACGGUGCAUGAAUGGUUGAAGAAGCAGGCAUGGACGCAGGCUGCCAUUGACAUGGGCAACAUGGCAUUCGAGGCGACUAUCGGGCAGAAUACGUCUUGCAUCUCGAUGCUUCACGCCAUGUUCUUCUUCAAGGGCGUGGUCAGUCUCACAUCCGGCCUGAGCUGUGAAAAUGGAGCGCAGCAACAUUUCAUCCAAGGGGGAGGGCAGGCCAUUGCCGAGAAGCUGAGAGAACACCUCGGAGAAGGGGGGAUACGCUGUGAGGAACCGGUUUGCGGCAUCACGUACACCGAGAGUCUUGCGACCAUCCGGACGCCGAAAGGAACAUACCGCUCACGACGAAUCAUCUCCGCCAUCCCGCCCCCGCAUAUCCUCAAAAUCGACUUCGAGCCAAGGUUACCGGUAGAAAAGACGACACUACUCCAGCACAUGCCGAUGGGAGCCUACAUGAAAGUCUACGCAACCUACAAGACCCCGUUCUGGAGGGAACGAAGCCUGACGGGAGAGAGCACGAACCCGACUGGCUUCCUCAGCGUGACCUAUGACGCGACGCCGCAGUCAGGGUGCCCGGCCAAGCUCACGGGGUUCAUCGCCGGCACCAAAGCGCGGGAGUUCAUCAGCUUUAGCAAGGACCAAAAACGGGCUGUCGCCCUCGCCGGCUUCGCGUCCGCGUUCGGGCAGGAGGCGCUCGACCCGGAAGAAUUCUUCUUUCACACCAUGAUGGAGGAGGAAUGGGCUUCCGGAUGCCCGAUGGCGACCCCGGCGCCGGGGAUGUGGACUCUGUUGGGCGAGUGGGUUCGGAAGCCGAUUGGGGCUAUUCAUUGGGCUGGUACGGAGACCUCAACGAAGCAUUACGGGUACAUGGAGGGCGCGGUAUUUGCGGGACACAGGGCUGCGAGGGAGGUUUUGGAGGAGCUCAAGUGGAAGAUUUGA